Oryctolagus cuniculus (rabbit) is the source of this 7633-nucleotide messenger RNA. The record is from RefSeq and is a predicted model, not a curated record. NCBI's taxonomy places the organism in Eukaryota, Metazoa, Chordata, Mammalia, Lagomorpha, Leporidae.
UCCAGCAUCACACUGGCGCUUGUUAGACCUGCAGAAAUUUAUGUUCAUUUAAGACUAGUAAGUCAUUUUCCUGCCGCGCUCAGGCAGAGGGCCGGGGCCGCGGGGAGAGGCGGAGCCCGGGAGCAGGGCCUGGGCGCCCCGCGGGGAGGUCGCGGCCCUGACCUUGACGGGGCUCGGGCCUGCUCGCCUCCCGCCGGAGAUGAGGGAAGAUGGCCGUGUCUGGGCUGAAGGCCGAGUGGAAGUUCCUGGCGUCCGUCUUCCCGAGAACCACGGGCGAUUCCGCAUGGUCAGCGGGAAGCUGGAGGAGCUGCACUGCCCGUUCCUGGUGCCGCCGCCGGCGCCGCGCUGCUCUCGCCCCACCGCAGCAUCGCGGAUCUGAGCCCUCUUCUUCAGAACGCGCUCCUCGGACCUCUCUCGGCGGCGGAACUGCACUAUUAUGACAUCAAAAUCCUGCAAGAUUACGUUUUUUACACCACCGGGUCUGAUCGGACAGCUCGCAUAGCCGUCAGCAUGGACGACACAGAAGACGCAACAAAUCAGCAUCUUUACAGCAGGGACGGGAACUCCAGGCCGCUCCAGAUGGUAGAGAGGCGAGGCCUGGGUUCAGGGGCCAAGGGCCUCCUUCAGGGCUGCACCCUUUCACCAGCGGGAUCCUGCCACCUGCUGGGCCCCUCCUGCCUCCCCACGGGUCUUCCUGGGAGAAUCCCACCUGAGGCUGCAGUAACCUGCUUAGGGUGUGACUCUGGGCACCUUCACAUAUUUCCAAGAGCAAAGAAAAUACAUCACCUGGAAGCGGAUUUCUUAAUUAUUCCUCAGCUUAUAGUGAUGAUAGGAUUUGAAGACCUGGCUGUGUAUUUCACCUGGAAAGAAUGGCAGAACAUGAACAAUGCUCAAAAAAUCUUGUACAGGGAUGUGAUGCUGGAGACCUACAGCAUCCUGUUCUCCUUGGGGCACUGCAUGACCAAACCUGACUUGAUCUUGAAGUUGGAGCAAGGAGCAGAGCCCUGGAUGGGGGAAGAAUGCCUACAUCAGAGUCUUCCAGUUGCUGUGAAAAGUGAUGACCUGGUUAGGAACAGCCAGGAAUGUCAGGACAAAAGUCUGAAUCUUAAUGUCAAGAAAAAUAACAAGACAUCAACUCCAAAGAUAGUUGAAUUAAGAAAAAUAUUUAAUUUAAUUUCAAGCCAUAUUCCCAAACUAAUUAUCAGAAAGAGAAAUUAUUUAAGAAUGAAACCCAAAGAAUGCAAUAUAUGUCACAAUGUGUAUCCCCAAAGUGGGUCUGAUCAACUGCAAGCUGAAGAGAAAUUUGAUGCCACUAAGGUGCCUGGGAACUCUCUCCAGUUCUAUGAGCCUCUUAGUCAGUGUCACAAGAUUCAGACUGUGAAGCAGACAUCUGAGCAUAUUGGACAAGGGAAAGUCUUCACAAGGAAGAUGUUCUGUAAAUCUGAGAGGGUUUGUAAGGGAGAAACCUGUAAUAAGUCAGCUAUCACUGUUGGAAAGGCAACUCAAAUAGUAAAUGCUUUCCACGAAAGCUCUAACCUCAGUACACAUCAACAAACCCACACAAGAGAUAAAUUUUAUGAAUAUGUUAGGUAUGUGGAGCCUGUUAUUUACCGAUCACAUCUUGCCAUAAAUCAGAGACCGCAUUUGGAGAAAAAACCCUGUGCAGGUAAACCCUGUGAAAAAUCAUUCAGUUGUAAUUCCUGCCAUAGCAUCCAUCACAGUACUCACACACAGGGAAACCCCAAUAUGUGUAUUGAAUGUGGAGAGACCACUCACCAGGAGUCAGAUUACAUUAGACAACAGAAAAUUCACAUACAGAUGAAACCUCAUGAGUGUAUUGAUAGUAGAAAAGCCUUUUUCCCAAAACCAUACCUCAUAACAGAACAGAGAAUUCACACAGAGGAGAAACUUCAUGAAUAUAAUGACUAUGGAAAAGACUUUUUGAACAAAUCUGACCUCAGUAAUCAACAGAGAAUUCACAAAGGGCAGAAGCCUUAUGAAUGCAAUGACUGUGGAAAAGCCUUUGGUCAGAAGUCAAACCUCACAAUGCAUCAGAGAAUUCACACAGGGGAGAAACCUUAUAAAUGUUUUGACUGUGGAAAAGCCUUUGGCCAGAAGUCAAACCUCAUAAUGCAUCAGAGAAUUCAUACAGGGGAGAAACCUUAUGGAUGUAAUGACUGUGGAAAAGUCUUUGGCCAGAAGUCAAGCCUCAUAAUUCAUCAGAGAAUUCACACAGGAGAGAAACCUUAUGAAUGUAAUGUCUGUAGAAAAGCUUUUGGCCAGAAAUCAAGUCUUAUAAUGCAUCAGAGAAUUCACACAGGAGAGAAACCUUAUGAAUGUAAUGACUGUGGAAAAGCCUUUGGCCACAAAUCAAACCUAAUGAUUCAUCAGAGAAUUCACACAGGGGAGAAACCUUAUGAAUGUAAUGACUGUGGAAAAGCCUUUGGCAAUCAGCCAGACCUCAUUAGACAUCAGAGAAUUCACACAGGGGAGAAACCUUAUGAAUGUAAUAACUGUGGAAAAGCCUUUGGCCAGAAGACAAGCCUAAUAAUGCAUCAGAGAAUUCACACAGGGGAGAAACCUUAUGAAUGUAAUGACUGUGGCAAAGCCUUUGGCCAGAAGUCAAGCCUCAGAAUGCAUCAGAGAACUCACACAGGUGAGAAACCUUAUGAAUGUAGUGACUGUGGAAAAACCUUUGGCCAGAAGUCAAACCUCAUAACGCAUCAGAGAACUCACACAGGUGAAAAACCCUAUAAGUGUAGUGACUGUGGAAAAGCCUUUGGCAAUCAGCCGAACCUUGGCAGACAUCAGAAGUCUCACAGGAGAGUAACCCUAUUAAUGUAAUGGCUGGAAAAUACUUUUUCCUGAGGGCAAGCCUAGUAAUACAUCAUAAAACUCACACAGGGGAGAAACCUUAUGAAUGUAAUGACUGAGGAAAAGCCUUUGGAAAUAUGUCACAACUCAGUGUGUCAGAGAAUUAGCAAAGGAGAGAAUUGUCAUGAGUGUAAUGACUGAAAAAGCCUUUUAUGAAAAAGCACAACUCCUACACACCAGAGAAUUCACACAGGUGAGAAACCUUAUUAAGCUAAUGACUAAUGGAAAAGCUUUUGGCCAAAAAUCAGACCUCCUUGAACACCAGAGAAUUCACGCAGGGGAGAAGCCUUAUGAAUGUAAUGAAUGUGGAAAAGCCUUUGGCAAUAAGUGAGAACUCAAUGCACCAGAGAAUUCACACAGGGGAGAAAACUUAUGAAUGUAAUGACUCAAACUUUUUAACUAUAAUUCAACCCUAAUUGCACAUCAUCAAAUUCAUAUAGGAGAAAACCCUUUUGAAUGUAAUGUAUGUGAAAAAGCCUUUAUCUGGAAGUCAUACCUCUUAAGACAUCAGACAUUACAUGGGGAAAAACCUUAUGAAUGUAAUGAAUGUUGGAAAGCUCUUUGCCAAAAUCACACCUUAUAACAUCAGAGAAUUCACAGAAACUUUUGAAUGUCAUAAAUGUAAGAGAUCCUUUUGUCAGAAGUAAUGCCUCACAACACAUCAUGGAAUUCAAACAAAGGAAAGAGUUUAAGAAUAUACUGAACAUGGAAGAGCUUUUUCCCAAAAGCAAUGUAAUCUUGUGACAAAGCCUUUUGUUAGAAACCAUGCCCCCAUACAAUUGGGACUCAUGUAAGGGAGAAAGCUAAUGAAUGUUAUUAGUGUGAAAAAAGCCAUUCAUCAGAAAUCAAUUGUUAUAAUCAAAGAAUUCACACAGGGGGUUUCUUACAAGUGUAAUGAGUGUAGAAAAGUAUUUUCCUGGGAUUCAUGCUUACAUUGGUACAGAAUUCAUAAAAGAGGAACCUUCAAAUGCAGUAAAUAUGAGAAAACCUUCAGCCAGAAAUUAGAUAUCAAUAGAUAUCAAAGAAUCCAUAAAGAAAAAAAAAUAUAAGGAAUGCUUUAAAAAAUCAGUCUUCAGUUCACAAGAAGUGACUCAGAAAUGAGAUUCCCAUAAGCCAUCUCUCAAUAGUUAACUGAGAGCUCACCAAAAGGAAAAUCCUUUGACUGUAAUGCAAUUGGAAAAACCUUAACUGUAAGGCAAGCUUCUGCAAAAUUUAGCAAGAUUACAGGGAGAAGUCUCUGAAAAUGUCAUGUGUCUAGAAGAAUUCUUAGAUACAACCACACCUCAUCAAGUGUUAGGCAAUUCACAUGAUGAAUUGUGACUGAGAUGGGCUAACCAUGCUUCCAUGUGUAAAUUUUGCUAACAAAUAUUCAACAGUUGCAACAGUUGAUUCAACAGUUAUUGUAAGAGUUACUUGGAAUAUCUUUACCAAUUGCAAAGUUAUUGUUGUAUAGCAGUGUUAUUGCCUGCCUAGGAUUCUUUCUCCACAUCAUUGUAGUAUUGUAGUACAAAUAAGUGAUAUGACCACAGGCAUAUGAACUGACACAUGUUCCAGCCAUAAUUCUGUACUCCAGCCCUGGGUGAUGAGUGUUUCAUCCAGUAUAGGGAAUGAGCAUGUGGUCACCUGUAUACUCAUGUGAACUUCCAAGUUAUAUGUGUGCAUUUCUGGAUUAGACUAUACUACCUGUGGUCUGUUUGUAUAUUCAAGUAGGAGUUUUUGCACACAUCACCCUCAUUCUAUAAUGGGAGUAUCUCAAAUCCUAUAAAUUGCAAGACUUUAUCUCCUAAAUUUUCCUGUAUUACUGAGUGUGCAAUCCAUUUUGAAAUAUUUCAUUUAUGAUCCCCUAUUUUAUUCUUUCUUCCUUUAAUUUCUUGCCCAGAGACAAGGAUUUGAGUUGUAUUACUCCCUACUGCUAAAAGUGACCCUCAGUUUUAUUGAAAAUGUGUGUUUUCUUCCUUUCCCAAUUUAUACAGUCCUUUCUGGAUUUUAAUCAGAUUUACAUUCAGUUCAGACCUCAGGAUAUACUUAGGAUGGACAGUCUACCCAAGUUGCGUGACUAUUCCAUGAUAGAUGGGCUACAAAUGCUAUGAUAUCAUCUAACUGUAAUGUCUCUUUUAUUUCCCAUCUGGAGGACAAUCCUGUAUAUCAUCCUUCUACCUCCAUUACUGCCCAUUGGGCAAAGCUCAUUGUCCCUGUUCAAGUGCUUCAGCUUCUUUCAAGUCUUCAUCAAAUCAAAUCUUAGUAUAAUCAGAAAUUUAAAAGAAAGUGAAUGGUGUGGCUGUUGGCAGUUUCAGUGUGGUCAAGUAAUUUGCUGGACUGCUAUUUUGUCUGGGUUGGCUUCCAUCUUACUCAGAACUAAUUUUCCGUAAUAUUGUAUGGCUGAGGACUUUUUCUAGGCCCCCAACUAAGUUGGUGCAUUUCUUAUGGAAGGUGGGAGUAUUAUGUCCAAAUAUUUUAUAUAUGUGAUUGUGUUAAAGACCUUUGGAUUGUGUUAACUGGGGUUUUCCAUGUAGUCCUGGCUGGAAUCACAUGUGUGCUCACAAUCCAAAGGCAAAAGGAGGUUUAUACUCAAAGAAAAUGAAAAUCAAUGUCAUCAUGAAGGCAAAGAUGAAAGUGAUAUAAUCAUAAAGACAGAGGCUACCAGAAGCUGGAGUUGGCAAUGAAAAGAUUAUUCUGUAGAUACUGGCUGGAGCACAGACCUUACUCCCUGCAUUUCAGUUUGAGCCAGAGAGAGUGAUUUCACUUUUAUCCUUCAAAUAGUGACAGUAUACAGUUUCCUUUUUUUAAGUCAUUAAGCUUGGAACAUUUUUGACAGUAACAAUAGGUAACCAGAUUCUCUUGCUGCCAACCUGGAGGUGACUGGAAUUUCAUGAAACAUGAGCACAAAAUGGUGGUAGAAGUAAAAAAAACUGAUCAUAUCUGGGAAACUUGACAGAAACUUGCUAGUAGGGUCAACAACAGAUGGAUCAAUUAGCUCCCUGAUCCAUAUCUAAGUAUUAAAAGAUGAAAAUUAUUUUCCUAUAAUUAUCAUUGUUGGAAUAUAAAUAAUGUGAUGUGCCUCUGGAAGCCAUUUCUUAAAUAUGGAUGGAAUAUGAUUCUUUUGGUUUAUUUGUUUUAUGUCAUUUUUGCUUUUCCAAUGUUUCUAAUCACUGAUGCCUGAAUAAAUUUCUUUCUUCUAAAGUUCAUUGUGAUAUAUUUUAUUUACAAACAAUCCUCAGGGACAGGGAGAGAACAGUUAUUGUCAGAAAUCCACUAAUUCCUUGAAUUUUUGUUUUGGAGUUCAUUUCCUACAUGAGUUAUGGGUUCUAUUGAAAGAGGCAUUGGUUAGUUUGUUGACUGAUGAUGGCAUUAUUUCUUAUGCCAAGUGAUUGUACAUUUUCUGGCUUGGAGUCUUGCUUUCCACCAGCUCUCUGGUGGUGGCCUGGAAAAACAGUAGAAGAUGGCCCUAGUCCUUGGGCCACUGUACCUGCGUGGGAGAACUGGAAGAGGCUCCUGGCUCCUGACUUUGGAUCAGCUCAGUUCUGGCCAUUGCAGUCAUUUUGGGAGUGAACCAGUGGAAUGGAACACCUCUCUCUGGCUCUUAUCUCUCUAAAUCUGUCUUUCAAAUAAAUAAAACAGUUCUUUAAGAAAAAUCACUGAAUUAAAAACGUCAACUUCCUUCCUAUAGAUUACUUUUUAGGUACUCUUACUUACCACAGAUCAGAAAUAAUAUAUGAUAUUUUUCUUUUGGUGACUGGCUUAUUUCACUAAGUAUAAUGAUUUCCAGUUGCAUCCUUUUUUUCAGACAACAGGAUAUCACUUUUUUUGAACAUGUGUAGUAUUCCUUGGUUAUAUAUACCACAUUUUCUUUAUCUAGUCUUCAACUGAUGGACAUCUGGGUUGAUCUCAUAUCUUAGCUCUUGUAGAUUGAGUUGAAUUGAACAUGGGGGUACAGAUAAAUUUUUCAUAUAAUGAUUUUUUUAAUGUAACUGUACCAGUUUACAUUCCCAUCAACAAUGGAUUAGGAUAGUUAAGGAUUUUUUUCCUUCAUCCUGGCCAGAAUUUGUUGUUUGCUGAUUUCUAUAUUGGAGCUAUUAUAACUGCGGUGAGGUGAAACAUCAUUGUAGUUUGAUCUGCAUUUCUCUAAUGGCUAGUGAUCCUGAACAUUAUUUUAUGUGUUUAUUGCCAUUUGAAUUUCCUCUCUUGACAAAAAGGCUGUUCAAGACUUUUGUCCCCUUUUUAAUCAGAUUAUUUGUUUUCUUCUUGUUAUAUUUCUUGACAUUUUGUGUAUUCUGAUUACUAGUUUGCAAAUGUUUUCUCCCAUUCUGUCAGUUGCCUCUUCAUUUGGCUGAGUUUUUUCUUUGCAGAGCAGAAGCUGCUCCACUUGGUGUAAUCCCAUUUGUCAAUUUUGGCUUUGAUUGCUUGUGCUUUUGGGAUCUUUUCCAAUAAGAUUCUUCCUCUGCCAAUGUGUUGCAGAGUUCCUCCAAUGUAUACUCUAGUAAUUUGAUGGUAUUUUGUCAUAUCAUAGAUUUAGGUCUUUGAUCCAUGUUGGAUGGAUUUUUGUGUAAGGUGUAAAGUAGGGGUUUUGUUUCAUACUUCUGUAUGUGGAGAUCCAGUUUUCCCAGCAUCAUUUGUUGAAGAGACUGCCCUUGAUUCAAGGAUUUAUUUUAGCUCCUUUGUCAAUGAUCAGUUAGUUGCAGAUGCAUGGAUGAUUUCUGAAGUUUCUACUCCUUCCAUUGGUCUACAUCUCUCUCUCUCUCUCUCUCUCUCUCUCUCUCUC